Pararge aegeria (speckled wood butterfly) is the source of this 1117-nucleotide messenger RNA. Its product is annotated as 15-hydroxyprostaglandin dehydrogenase [NAD(+)]-like. The transcript has 6 exons. The coding region runs from base 47 to 805 and encodes 252 amino acids. Lineage: Eukaryota; Metazoa; Arthropoda; Insecta; Lepidoptera; Nymphalidae. The record is from RefSeq and is a predicted model, not a curated record. Gene Ontology annotation, cellular component: cytoplasm. Gene Ontology annotation, molecular function: oxidoreductase activity, acting on the CH-OH group of donors, NAD or NADP as acceptor.
CUUGCCGCAUUCGGCCGCAGUCCUCUCAAAAUAGAAAAAUAUCGUGAUGGAGUUAAAAGGGAAGGUUGCUUUAAUAACUGGCGCUGCUGCAGGGAUUGGACUCGCCUACAGCGAGGAGUUACUUAAGCAAGGAGCGAAGGUAUCGUUAUGCGAUAUUGAAUCUGAUAUUGGAGAGCAGGUAGCCGACGAGCUCGGCUCGAAGUAUGGCCGUAAAAAUGUGUUGUUCUGCCAGUGUGACGUCACUGACUACCCUCAAUAUGAAGAGGCGUUUGAAAUGACGAUAAAAGUGUUUAACCAUCUCGACAUAGUUGUUAACAACGCUGGGGUUAUGAAUGACAGAUUCUGGGAACUAGAAGUCGAUGUUAAUUUGAAUGGAGUAAUCCGUGGUACACUGCUAGCCUAUCGAUAUAUGGGCAAGGACCGUGGCGGCCAGGGCGGGACUAUAGUCAACACCGCGUCAACUGCCUUCGCCAGGCCACAGGUGUCGACACCGAUCUACACCGCCACUAAUUAUGCUGUCGUGGGGCUUACAAGGUCAUACGGGGACCAAUACCACGUUAACCUAACUGGGGUAAGAAGCAUAGCGCUUUGCCCGGGCCUCACGGACACUGGACUCGUGAAGGAGAUCCGCAAGCAACUGAUGUCUUCUGACUACGAAGCUGCCUGGCAGAGGGACAACGCCAACUGCAAGGCCCAGAGUGCUGAUCACGUGGCUAGGACUCUGAUCGAUAUUCUGAUGAAAGCUCAAAGCGGCUCAGUCUGGAUCGUGGAGAACGGACAACCGCCGAGGGAAUGGCGCGGUUAAGUUUACACUACCCAAUUGCAGAAUUGAGUUGAUUCACACACAUCAGUCACGUCGCAAACCAAGUAUCAUGGCGUCAAAAAAUAUAGUCAUGCAGAAGUUCUAAGACGUCAUCGCCGCAACACUUUGGUUACAUCUUCUCAAUUAAAUAAGAAACGUCAGUUAUAAUGUAUUGAACCCUAAAGAAAUUUUCCAUUGAUAUGAAAGGUUUUCCUUUCAUUUCAGUUUCGACUGAUGUGAUGAAACUUUAUUUUGCUUUUGAUAAGAUUAUCUUUUAGUUUUCAAAAAGAUAUUUGUAUUGCAUGUUAUUAUGAA